Mauremys mutica (yellowpond turtle) is the source of this 2502-nucleotide messenger RNA. RefSeq names its product plasmalemma vesicle associated protein (gene PLVAP). Lineage: Eukaryota; Metazoa; Chordata; Testudines; Geoemydidae. Bases 119 to 1525 code for a protein of 468 amino acids. Gene Ontology annotation, cellular component: caveola. The record is from RefSeq and is a predicted model, not a curated record. Gene Ontology annotation, biological process: positive regulation of cellular extravasation; regulation of vascular permeability. The transcript is spliced from 6 exons.
UUAAAUAGAGCAAUAUAAACACUCGGCUGGGGGAAUAAGGGGCGGACGCACCCCGCCCCACCGCCGCUGCCAGUGAAAGCGGGGCCGGAGAGCUGCGCGGCGGCAGUGAGCCUGCAGCAUGGACAAGAACGCCUACGCCAUGGCCAAGUUCGGCCUGGAGUCCAGGGACAACCUGAUCCCCAAGCGGGACUGUGGCUUCUACAUGAAAUACAUCUUCCUAUUCACCUCGGUCAUCCAGCUCCUCAUCAUCCUGGGGCUGGUUCUCUUCAUGAUCUACGGCAACGCCCACGCCAGCACCGACACCCACCUGCGGCACCUGGAGGAGCAGGUCCAGGAGUUCUACAACAAGAUGACGCUGCUCAACGCCAAGAACAAAAACCUAACCCAGCAGCUCAACGCCACCAGCAAGGAGAAGCUCGGCUGCUCCCAGCAGCUGACAGCAACCCUGAAAGAGCUGGAGAAAUGCAACGCCAGCCAGCGGGCCUGCUUAACCUCCCAGGCCCAGUGCCAGAAUAUCUUGAUCUACGCUGAGUACAACAAGGUGAUGGUGGAGCAGUGCUACAGGAACAUGAACAUCCUGAACAUCACCUGCUACGCCGAGAAGCUGAGCCUGCGGGAGGCCCGGGACCGGCUGGUGCGGGAGGCCCAGCAGCAGCGGGAGAACUGCUCGCAGGUGACGGAGAAGCUGACGCAGGCGGCCAGCACCGCCAACAGCGAGCGGGAGGUCUGCCGGCAGGACGGCAUCCGCCUGCGGGCGCAGUACAGCGGGCAGAGCCAGGGGCAGAACCAGUGCUGCAGCCUGGGAAAAAAUAUGCUGGGCGAGAUCCAGAGCAUCCAGCAGAGCAUCCAGGGGAUAGUGGGGACCCUCCCGUCCUACCCGCCCCACAGCUGCACCACUCUGAGCCAGCAGGUGAACACCCAGCUCACGACGCUGGGGAACCAGCUGCAGAAGAAGCUGGAGACCCAGGCGGAGGAGAACGGGCGGCUGCACGGCGAGAAGCUGUUCAGCGAGGCCAACCUGCGGGAGUGCGGGCAGCAGCGCACCAGGGAGACCCAGCAGCACCAGCACCAGCUGCAGGCCCUGCAGGCCGCCUGCGACGCCGAGGCCAAGCGGAGCUACCAGGAGAAGCAGACGCUGACGGAGGAGAAGGGGCGCCUGAGCCAGCAGCUGCAGGAGAACAAGAAGCUCCUUGCCCAGGCUGAGAUCACCAAGGCCCAACUGGAGAGCUGCAGGAAGGCAAAGGGCAGUGCUUUGAACCCAGGCCUGAGAAAUCCUGGCAACCCCGGGACCUUCGGCAACCCUGGGACCUUCGGCAACCCCGGCACCUUUGGGAACCCCGGCACCUUCGGGAACCCUGGCACGUAUGGGAACCCCGGCACCUUUGGGAACCCAGGGACACUGGGGAAUCCCGGGACGUUCGGGAACACUGACAGCACCAGCCUGGAUGAAAUCAGAAAGCGACUCCUGGAGGCCAAACUGCCCAACCAGUUCCCCCCCAAACCCGUGGCGCAGCCCAGCGGCUAACCAGGGAGCGAGGCCAUGGGGAGCAGAGGCCGGGAGCUGAAUUGGAGCAAAGGGGAGGAAACGCAACUUGAUUGGCAAGAAACUUAGGAGACUGAACUGGUGCCCGGCCUGAAAUCGCCAUCUCCCUCAGGCAGAGACAGACACGCCUGGGCAGAGACUUCCAGAUAAGCGCACAUGUACAUGUGAAUCUCCCCACCCCACCCACACAGCCGAAAUCCAUCGUACACCCCCCUCCCCAGCUCCAAUCUCUCGCACACACACUUGGCCACACUCUCUGCUCACCCAGCUCAUGCUCACCCCAGGGACACACGCCCUCUGGGCCUCCCCCCUUAUUCCUGGUCCUGUUACCCCUGGUUCGCCAGCCCCGGAAGCUGGGCAUGCUGGUGGGAGGGGAGCUCAUGCUGACCUCGCCCUCUGGCAGCCCUCCCUCCGACUGGUAGCCCUUUGGGUGGGGGGUCUGGCCAGACCUGGCAGCACGGCCCAGGCCAAGCCGGGGGGAGGACCGUGGCUCCCUCUGUCUGACCCCACUCCCUGGGCUUUACUCACCCUUACAACCCCUGCUGAGAUCUCCUCCGUCCUCCCCCCCGCCCGGGCCUGGCCCCCGUCCUCCUCCAGCCACUCCUGCAUCCCUGCCCAGCCCUCGCUCCCCUCAGGCCUCAAGGCCCUGGUCUGCUCAGGCUCCGCGGCCCCAACACCCCUCCAGUACUGCAGCCCUUUGUCAUCUGGGCUCUUGCAGCUCACCCCAUCCCAGGGAGGCUCGACCCUGGGGCCCUGCCCAAUGCCACAACCCAGGCAGUGCAGGGGGCCGGCUGAGCGGGAUCUGCCAUGGAUGUGAACGCAGGGCCAGGAGGUGAAGGGAACCGCCGGGGCGGCUCCGGCCUCGCUCGCUGAUUAGCCCAGCGAUGCGGCGGAGGCUCGUGGCGCUUUGCUGUAAAUUCUUCCACCCCGCACUGAAUACAGGCCUGACGGCAGCCCGG